Amphimedon queenslandica is the source of this 465-nucleotide messenger RNA. RefSeq lists its product as uncharacterized. The record is from RefSeq and is a predicted model, not a curated record. The transcript has 4 exons. NCBI's taxonomy places the organism in Eukaryota, Metazoa, Porifera, Demospongiae, Haplosclerida, Niphatidae. Bases 25 to 465 code for a protein of 146 amino acids.
UUUUAACUCCUCCACCCAAACAAUAUGGCAGGAAAGAGAACUCCAGAAAUUAUAAUUUUUGAUAAAGAGAAAGAAGAAAAGAGAGAAGCUAAAGGAAAGAGUAGAUUAUCUAGACUUAGAGGAAGAGGAGCUAUUAAAGAAAAAAAUGAUGUUGAAUUGAAGAUACAUUCGCUAAGCAUCCAGAAACAAAGACUAGAGACUGAAGGUAUUAACAUGAAGGAAAUGAGGAAAGACAUCAGAUCACUUAACUCUAGUACAUUAGAGGGUGCUACUAAGAAGCAAAGUGACAUUGAUUACAUUAAGUCGUUAGGAGGAACUGGGCCUAAACCAGUUGUAAUACCUUACCCACACUAUCUUGCAAGACUAAAGAAAGAAAAACUAAAGAAGAAGAAAGAAUUGGAAAUAGUGAGUCUAUACUGUGAAUUAAGUAACCAAAAAAAUCUGAAAUUAAAAGCAAAUCAAUAA